CUUAUCGAGUGUACGAAAUUAAUACUGUAAGCAUUAUUAUUUAAAAUAUCAGAGAUUAUUCUCUUCUGGUUCAAAGAGAUUAAAAACACUCGGCUUAGUAACUCAGUAUUGCAUUCGGCGUCGGUGGUUACCGAGAGAACACGUGUUUUCAAAAUCCAAGCGAAUUAAAUAUAAUUUCGAUCGAACUUGACCUGGGAAAUUUGUUACAAAAAUGGAUGAUACCGUUUAUAAUUUUAUGAAACUGCGCAAUAGACCUUAUAGUCUUAAUGAUAUCGUAUCGAAUCUGCAUAAUGAGCUUGGGAAAUCAGCUGUGCAAAAGUCGUUAGACAAAUUGGUGGAAAAAGGGAAGGUAUUCGUGAAGGCCUAUGGGAAACAAAAAAUAUAUUGCCCGGUUCAAGACACGACACAGUCUAUAGAAGAGUUGAUGAGAAUAGACAACGAGUUGCAGGCCCAUGCGAACGAGCUUGAAAAGCAGUGCCAACAAUUAGAAUUAGAGAUCAAGACGCAGGAGGGUUUAUUGGAAUCGAUGAAGUCCAGCAUCACGAUUGAUCAAGCUAGAGAACAAAAGCCUGCGCUCGAAAACCGUGUCCAAAUACUGAGCAACAAGCUAGAUAAUUUAAUGGACGCAAGUGACAACGAGGAUUUACACAAAAAGAAAGAGGACCUAGGAAACGCGUUGAAAAUGUAUUCACGCGAGUAUGCAAAACGGAAACGUUUAUGCACCGAUAUCUUAGACUGCAUAUUAGAUAAUUAUCCUGGUAGUAAAACCGAGGUGUUCGAAGAAAUAGGAAUAGAGUUCAGGAGCAUUAACAAGUAACAGCAGUAUUAUCGUUUAUCAGAUUUUUAGUUUAUCUCAUACUUUAUUCUUCGACGUACCUUAUAUCUGAUAUUUUAAGUACUAAAUAAUUAUUCUGAUAGUAAAACAGAGUUACUCCAAUAGGAAUAGAGUUCAAGAAUGUUAAGUAACAGCAGUAUUAUCGUUGAGAUUUUUAAUUUAUUUCAUUUUUAAUUCGUCGACGUGCCUUAUACUUUAAGUGUAGAAUUGUUCUGUCUUCCAAUGUGCCGAUUUAACAAGGCAAAAAUGUUAAUUAAUUUCAUAUUUAAUCAAAUUCAAUGUAUUAUACAUCAAGCAUAGAAUGACUCUGUCAUUAUUUUUUAUACUUGGAAGAGAAAUAAAUGAAUGAAUAUUGUAAUGCAAUUUAAUAAAUGCGUUUAAAAUCGUAAUUGAAUGAAAAAUAAUUUACGAGAAGAGACUUGGAUCGAAAUAGAUACACCGUUCAUUUCGGAAACAGCGCGUUUGAUAUCGGAUCGAGGUAGUAGGGAGAGUGUUAUACAAUUGACGUAUACGCUGUAACAGUUGAGCCCGGAAUUGUUAAAGUUAGUUGGGACAAGCGAAUAUUUUUAAUAUUAAAAUACAUUUCGAUGGAGGAAUAUUCAUCCGACGAGGGACCGGCGUCGAUUGCCUUUUCCCAGGCAAAGAUAGAAGCGAUGCAAUCGUUGAAACACGCGGCGGAUAGCGCGAAGUCGACCAAGGAUUUGAAGAAAAAGAAGCAGCAGGAACAUUUGCGGAAAAUGAAGACGCAAAGGGAAAUGAAAUUGAAGGUUAAGAAACUGCCGGACGAGGUGGUGAACCAGUUAUCGACCGUCCCGAGUAGAACCAGAAGAACAAUGCCCGAAGGCCAACCAAAGACGAAGAAGCUGUCGGCAGAAAAGCUUCCGAAAACGAAGAAAAGUAGGAAGCCCAGCGUGGAGGAUUUCAGCGUGCCCAAUACUGAGGGAUGCACCACGAGAUUUCAAGUUAUGGAUUUGAAGAAAUUGAAAGAGGAGAAACACCACGAAGAGCGAUUGUCCUCGUUCCGACAGAAAAUGUUAGCUAGGAACCCCAGACAGCCUGUCUCCUCUUAUUUAAUGUGCUUGAGAAAGAGAAAAGCCUCGGGCAAAGAGAAGUUCAAUUCAUAAUCGAACUUGAUUCGAGUUUUUCAUAAAUAUGUCUAUGCCAUCAAAUAUAUAAAAUGGAUUGUACAAGUAUCUUAAGGAACUUACUAGGCUUCGAACUGACCAAUUGAAUUCGCUUACUCGGCCGAGGAAAGGAAAAUAAAACGUUCUAUCAUAUAAUCA
This is a messenger RNA of Ceratina calcarata, 2118 nucleotides long. Its product is annotated as homologous-pairing protein 2 homolog. Gene Ontology annotation, biological process: homologous chromosome pairing at meiosis; meiotic joint molecule formation; meiotic strand invasion involved in reciprocal meiotic recombination. Gene Ontology annotation, cellular component: DNA recombinase auxiliary factor complex; condensed nuclear chromosome. The coding region runs from base 212 to 817 and encodes 201 amino acids. NCBI's taxonomy places the organism in Eukaryota, Metazoa, Arthropoda, Insecta, Hymenoptera, Apidae. The record is from RefSeq and is a predicted model, not a curated record. Gene Ontology annotation, molecular function: recombinase activator activity; double-stranded DNA binding. The transcript is spliced from 4 exons.